Molecule: messenger RNA, 363 nt
Organism: Chaetomium fimeti
Lineage: Eukaryota; Fungi; Ascomycota; Sordariomycetes; Sordariales; Chaetomiaceae
Exons: 4
Coding region: 1-363 (120 amino acids)
Source: RefSeq, a predicted model, not a curated record
AUGGAAAGAUCGCCCCGUAAAAGGGCGCAAGGUCGGUGUUCACACUACCAACAAUUAGGAAGAGUUGAACGCGGCCCCUCAGACUCCCCGUACUCGGCGUACCGGCAAUACCGGUACCUCUGCUACCCCCCCCCCUCGGGUAGACCCAUGCGCUCGCCGAUUCCUCUGCUGUCGGACAGCGAAAGCAGUGCCGAGUGCCCUGCCCCUCCGGGCAGCCGAAUGAGCCGUAGCUCUCGCCACUCCCCGAUCGCCAUCCCCUCCGACAGGGAGGGUACCUCGGAUGUGUUGGGUUGCAAAUUAUUCCUCGUCUUGAGUUUGCUAAUACUCCCGUACUACCUCUUUCCCUCCACUUUCUUCCACUGA